AUGGUCUUUGAUGGGCUAAACAGACACGACUUGGUUUUACACAACACAAUGAUUACAGGUUAUGGAUCUUGUGGGUACUGGCAGAAAGCUCUAAAUCUGUUUAUUAUAAUGAGAAGAAUUGGAAAUCAGCCUGAUGGGUAUACAGUUGUAGGGUUAUUAUCGGGUUUAACAUGUUCUAGCUUGCUGGAAAUCGGCCAAGGAAUCCAUGGUUACUGUUUGAGAAGCGGAUUUAAUUCUAACACACACAUAAGUAGUGUCCUUGUUAGUAUGUACUCAAGAUGUGGUUGUAUGAAUUCGGCCUAUAAAGUAUUUAGUGGAUUAUCACAUCCCGAUUUAGUAACAUGGUCUGCUUUAAUAUCUGGUUUUUCACAAUCAGGAGAGUAUCACAAUGCCUUAACUUCUUUCAAGAAUAUGAACUCCUAUGGCAAAAAGCCAGACUCCGUUCUUAUCUCCAUUUUACUGGUUGUAAUUUCACAAUUGGUCAUUUUGGCACCAGGUGUCGAGAUUCAUGGCUAUGCCAUACGCCAUUGCCUACAUUCAGAGGUCAUGGUGUCUUCUGCAUUGAUAGACAUGUACUCAAAAUGUGGUUUCUUGGACUUGGCACUCAAGGUGUUCGAUGAAAUGCCUAAGAGAAACAUAGUUUCAUACAAUUCAGUAAUAGCAAGUCUUGGUUUAUACGGACUUGCAUCCGAGGCUUUUGAAGUGUUUCAUGAGGUUCUUGAACGAGGUCUAAAACCUGAUGAAUCUACUUUCACUGCUCUACUAUCUGCUUGCUCCCAUGGUGGUCUUCUUAAAGAAGGUCGAGACAUUUUCAGAAGAAUGCGGGACGAUUUUGGCAUUGAAGCAAAGACUGAACAUUACGUUCAUUUUGUGAAGCUUGUUGGUAUGGCUGGGGAGUUGGAUGAGGCUUAUGAGGUUGUUAACUCGUUGGGAGAGCAUGUGGAUUCUGGUAUUUGGGGUGCACUUCUUUCUUGCUGUGAUGCACAUAAUGAUUUGAAAAUGGCAGAGAUUGUGAGUCAGCGACUCCUUGAGUGUAAGCAAGAGAGAAGCAGCUACAAGGUUAUGGUUUCUAAUAUGCUUGCUGGAAAUGGGAGGUGGGAUGAUGUGAAAAAAUUGAGGGAUGAAUUAGAUGGUGUGGGAAAUAGGAAAGUUCGUGGAGUUAGCUGGAUUGAGGCAUUAGCAACUCCCACCAUCAAUACCGCUCUUUCUGUUCCAACAUCACACGAAUCUCCGGCUUGCUUCACACCCGUCGUCGCUUCCGACUUACUCCACCACCGUUGCCACCUCCGGCUUACUCCACCGUCGUUGUCCACCAUCUGCCUUCGGCUUGCCUCACAGGGGUGGUUUGUAUCGAGAUAUACGAGGUAUUUCAAGUAAAAGAAAAAAACUACAGGAUCUCGUUUGAUUAAUUGUCCUUUCAAGACUGUGUGUGGGCAAAAAGUAUAGUGAUGGAUCAAAUGGUGCUUGGAAUCAUCACAGAGACACAAUAAAAUGGAUGAUGAAUACAACGUAAUCGACUUAAACCUAUAUCGAUUAGAUAAAUCAAACGAUCCUUUUUGAACCCGCUAUAGUUUUUUAUAUUUUUUUUUGAACGACUAGUUCUAUAUAUUUUUGAUUCGGAUGCCUG
Molecule: messenger RNA, 1627 nt
Organism: Lactuca virosa
Lineage: Eukaryota; Viridiplantae; Streptophyta; Magnoliopsida; Asterales; Asteraceae
Source: the annotation of a GenBank genome assembly